Cordyceps militaris CM01 is the source of this 1578-nucleotide messenger RNA. RefSeq names its product folic acid synthesis protein. The transcript is spliced from 3 exons. Bases 1 to 1578 code for a protein of 525 amino acids. NCBI's taxonomy places the organism in Eukaryota, Fungi, Ascomycota, Sordariomycetes, Hypocreales, Cordycipitaceae. Gene Ontology annotation, biological process: tetrahydrofolate biosynthetic process. The record is from RefSeq and is a predicted model, not a curated record. Gene Ontology annotation, molecular function: dihydropteroate synthase activity; 2-amino-4-hydroxy-6-hydroxymethyldihydropteridine diphosphokinase activity. Gene Ontology annotation, cellular component: mitochondrial envelope.
AUGCACGCCCGGCUCGCCGCUGGGGCGCUCGCCCGCGCUUCCCGGCACUCCGCGCACCGCGCCGCCUGUGCCAGCGUUGCUCGAACCAUCUGCACCACUUCCCGCGUGCUUCCGUCAACCACGGCAUGUGCUCGUCAUACUUUGGACAAGGCUCAUCUUCCGGGAGCCGGCAGAAUCAGCCGUCGAUCAUACGCGGGCUGCGGCUGUCGAGGCGCCAAGCGUACCACGACAGCCUACAUUGCCCUCGGCGGCAACUUGGGCGACCGCGUCGCCGAGAUUGAGCGCGCCUGCAAUGAAAUGGACAAGCGAGGGAUCAACGUCACUCGCACGAGUAGCCUCUGGGAGACGGAACCAAUGUACGUCAAGGACCAAGACCGCUUUCUCAAUGGAGUCUGUGAGGUCGAAACUGAACUAGAGCCAAUGGCUCUGCUUGAUGAGCUCCAGUCGAUAGAAAGGGACCUGGGUCGUCGCAAACUCAUCGACAAGGGCCCACGAAACAUUGACCUCGAUAUUCUGCUCUACGGUAAUGAGAGGAUAUCCAACGAAAGAUUGACCGUACCUCAUAUUGGCAUUCCCGAACGUGAAUUCGUACUCCGACCACUUUCCGAACUCAUCCCCUCCAAGUCCAUUGACCCAUCCAAGCCGUGGAAGCUCGUACAGGACUACCUCAAUGAUCUACCCGGCAGCGAGCCCUUGUUCUGCGUCACGCGGCUCUCGGCCCACGCGGCACCGCUCACGCCGCUCACGCCAACCCGCGCCUCACGCAUCAUGGCCAUCCUCAACGUCACCCCCGAUUCCUUCUCUGACGGCGGCCGGCAUGCGGCGGCCGACCUGUCCAGCACUGUACUCGACAUGGUCCGCGGUGGUGCCACCAUCAUCGACGUCGGCGGCCAGUCUACCGCGCCGGGCCGGCCCGAGAUCGAGGCCGAUGAAGAGGCCGCGCGCGUGCUACCUGCUGUCGCGCUCAUCCGGAGCAUGCCCGCUUGCCAGGCCGUGUCAGUCAGCGUUGACACGUACCGCGCCAGCGUCGCCGCGCAGGCCAUUGCGCUCGGCGCUGAUAUCAUCAAUGACGUGUCCGCUGGCGCGCUCGAUGCCGACAUGCUGCCCACCGUCGGCCGCCUCGGCGCAACUAUUUGUCUGAUGCACAUGCGCGGUACCCCGCGGACCAUGGCGCAGCUCACCGACUACUUCAGCGAGGGCGGCGUCGUGCCCGCUGUCGCCACCGCGUUGCUGGCCCGCGUCGCCGCCGCCGAAGCCGCGGGCAUCCGCCGCUGGCGCAUCAUGCUCGACCCGGGCCUCGGCUUCGCCAAGACGACAACACACAACCUCACGCUGCUCCGGCGCCUCGACGAGCUGCGCGCAUGGCCCGGUCUCGAAGGCCUGCCGUGGCUCGUCGGUGCCAGCCGCAAGGCGUUUGUCGGACAGGCCACCGGUGUCGCGGACCCCGCGGGGCGGACCUGGGGCACCGCCGCCGCCGUCGCCGCCGCCGUCCAAGGCGGGGCAGACGUGUUGCGCGUCCAUGACGUCGAGCAGAUGGCGGCCGUUGCCGCCAUGUCAGAUGCCAUUUGGAGAGUCUAG